AUGCCAAAAAAAUAUAAGGUUAAAGAUGUUGAUCGAUCUGAACUUCACAUUAUUCAUUAUCUCAAUGAUCCUGAUUAUAAAUUAAGAAUAUUGACAUGUAACCACCCAGUUCCUCCGAAUCGGUACAACGAUAGGGUUGAGGAGCAUCUACGAGUUACCGGUUUCUAUCAUGUCUCUCAGAUUGGGAUAGUGCAGUGUCAGAAAGCAUUGGUAAAUGCUCUAGUCGAACGUUGGCACCCAGACACACAUACGUUCCACCUUCCCAUUGGUGAAUGUUCCGUGACUCUUGAAGAUGUGGCUCUAAUUCUUGGUCUUCCCACAGAUGGUCUUCCAGUUACAGGAAUGACAAUGAGUAGUUUUGAAGCCAUAGAGGCAGAGUGUUUGCUUCAAUUUGGCGUUGCACCGCGUAAGGAGGACUGCGUGCACUGGAAGUUUCUACCCUUGCUUCGUGAUUUUGUCAGUAUUGGACAGUAUAGCUGGGGAUCGGCAUGCCUAGCACACCUUUACAGGGCCCUAUGUAGGGCAUCUCGCUAUAACUGUAAGGAAAUAGAUGGACCACUAACACUUCUGCUCGGUUGGGCUUGGAUCCGACUGCCAUAUCUAUCACCGCUUCCUAGAGAACCCCGCAGCUUUCCACUAGCAAAUAGGUGGCGUAACUGGGAGCGUGGUGACCGACGAUAUAGAUAUCUGAAGUUAGAUCACUUUAGGAAGGCCUUUGAUGAACUUCAGGAAGGCCAGUUUGUCUGGGUUGCUUAUGCUGUGGAUCGUGUGGAUCCGAACAUAAUUCCUCCUGAAAUCUACAUGCAAUCGGUUGUAUGGAGCGCUACAGUUUCGUUGGUGUCCUUUGAAUGUAUCGAGUGGCACGCCACCAAUAGGGUCAGGCGCCAGUUUGGUUUCGUUCAGGGAGUACCUACUCAGGAGCAGAAUCUGGAUAAGGCGCAUGGGGAGGUUCUGACUGGUCCGAAGAAUCUUAACUGGGUCACAGCACCGAGUCAUUCAAUUUGGGUGAUGCAUUGGACAAACAUGUAUCACUACAUUCUUUCUGAGCUUCCCAUCCCUUCACAGCAUCCAUUGGAUAGUUACAUGAACUGGUACCGAUCAAAAUUUGGGAACCGCUUAUCCUUGUCGAAUCUUGUGGGUGAAGAUAAUGUGGGUAAUGAGGAUAUGGGUGCGGGUAAUGAUGAUAUGGAUGAGGGUAAUCAGGAUACCGAUGAAGGUAGUCAGGAUAUGGAUGAGGACAAUGAAGAACAUGAGCCACAUAUUUCACUUCCAAAUCCGCUUCCACAAGAACAACCUCAGUCCUCAAAUCCGUUUGUACCUCAGACACAAUUCACCCCAUCAUUUCCAAUGCAGCAACAAUAUUGGGGUAUGUCACAGUUUGAGACAGGCGAAGGAGGUUCUUUUAGCCAGUUGCUUGGGUUCAUGGCUACGGAUGCCGCACAAUCACAAUAUGGCCAUCAGCCUGAGUUCAUGCCAGGCAGGUAUUCGUUGGAUGCGAGGUAUCCAGGCCAUACCUCAUCCGUUGCUUCCGGGGGGUUCGUAUCUAUUGAUGACUCUAGUAGAAGUGAGAUGGAAUGUGCUGCAGACACUCCGGAGGACAACGUCAAAGGUUACAAUCUGAGGAUUGAUCCGCCACGUCGGAGUGCCAAUCGCUUCACUCCUUCUGUCUUCAAAAAAGCGGCCAAGAAAUGCAAGAACUUUGUGAAGGAUGUAAAGUGGGCGAUGAGAAAGUAG
Arachis ipaensis is the source of this 1734-nucleotide messenger RNA. The record is from RefSeq and is a predicted model, not a curated record. NCBI's taxonomy places the organism in Eukaryota, Viridiplantae, Streptophyta, Magnoliopsida, Fabales, Fabaceae.